CUUCCUCUUUGCCUCUUCUCUGCAUUUUUGGAAACUCUUGACUUGUUGGGCUAUUUGGACACUAUCGUCAGCAUAUAUCAUGUACAAAGCUACAAGGCGACCGAUUCCUGAUCGAACACCUCGGCUUGUUUAUUCGUAUUUCUAUUAUGCUUUCAAGCUCUGCUACUCCUCGGGUGUUGUGGGAUAUUUGCUCAUCUUAUCGGAGUUCCUCCAAAUUCCAGCGAUUUUCGGGGUGGAAGUGCAGGUGGUGUAUGUGGGGGGCAUGUUGUUUUUCUUCGGGCUUUACUUCGGAGUGCUGUCCCGAGACUGCUCGGAGAUGUGCACCGACCGGAUGGCUGCCAGCAUGGGGUACGGCAGGAAGGGCAGCAUGCCCUCCCGGGGUUACGACCCCACCGUCUGUCUGCUAUGCGGAGAUGCGCUCAACUACAACUGGGCUCUGAUGAACUCGUCGAUCCAGAGCCAGAGGAUCAACGCGACAGAAACGGCUGAGAGGACUGUCAAUCUGAGUUGUGGACACUCCUUUCAUGAUUUCUGCAUUCGAGGAUGGACUAUCAUUGGCAAGAAAGAUAUCUGCCCGUUCUGCAGCGAGAAAGUCUCACUUCGAGCCAUGUUUCGAAAUCCAUGGGAAACCCAAAACUUGAUGUGGGCGAACCUACUGGAUGCAGUCCGAUAUCUCAUCGUAUGGAACCCGGUGAUUGUUGGUAUGACUCAACUGUCAUUGUACGAGCUCGGCUACCUUGAAAAUCCAAAAUAG
This is a messenger RNA of Guillardia theta CCMP2712, 754 nucleotides long. RefSeq lists its product as hypothetical. Gene Ontology annotation, molecular function: ubiquitin protein ligase activity; metal ion binding. The transcript has 6 exons. The record is from RefSeq and is a predicted model, not a curated record. Gene Ontology annotation, cellular component: Golgi membrane; endoplasmic reticulum membrane. Bases 80 to 754 code for a protein of 224 amino acids. NCBI's taxonomy places the organism in Eukaryota, Cryptophyceae, Pyrenomonadales, Geminigeraceae.